AUGUACGCUGUAUCUCAUUUAUAUGAUAGUGUGAAUCAUAAGGCCGGUUAUUCUAGGAGAAAUUCUGGCACGAGACCUGUCCCUCAGAUUCCAUCUUCCUCAAGUUCUAAAGAAGAUCGAAAAAAAAUUGGGUUGGCUGCUCAAAAUGCUAUAAAUCUCGAAAAUGCUCUUAUUUUAUUAACCCCAAAUACGAAUCUUGAAAAAGAUCCUGAAAUUCAGAAAUUGGUUCGUAAAUGCAAAGAUUCAUCCGAACAAUUUUUUAAAAUUAUACCAACUGUCAUGGAUGAUGAUAAAAUGGGUCCUUUAUUACAAUCAAAUGAUCAAGUACAAGCUGCUUUAUCAAAAUAUUCGGAAUACUGUGAGUCUUUCUCACAAAAUUCAAACUCGAAAAACAUUUCAUCAGAAAUAAAGCAAAAAAAAAUUACAUCCCAAUCACAAGAUUCUGCCAAG
Racocetra fulgida is the source of this 450-nucleotide messenger RNA. NCBI's taxonomy places the organism in Eukaryota, Fungi, Glomeromycota, Glomeromycetes, Diversisporales, Gigasporaceae. The record is from the annotation of a GenBank genome assembly.